Messenger RNA from Rosa rugosa (rugosa rose), 2544 nucleotides. RefSeq names its product sulfate transporter 1.3-like. The transcript is spliced from 13 exons. The coding region runs from base 328 to 2316 and encodes 662 amino acids. The record is from RefSeq and is a predicted model, not a curated record. Gene Ontology annotation, cellular component: membrane. Lineage: Eukaryota; Viridiplantae; Streptophyta; Magnoliopsida; Rosales; Rosaceae. Gene Ontology annotation, biological process: transmembrane transport.
GGUUAACCCCAAGCGAAACUUCUACGCAGUUUAGCCUAAUUUGGCUUCCUUGUUGGCUUGCUUUGGUCAAUGGUCUCUCUCUUCAUUACCCUAUAAAUCUUGAAAUAGAUCGAAUAUGAUUACUACUACUGUAUGUAUCGACGAUCUCAGUUAAUGUAUAUAUUCAGAUGAUCAUAUUCCUUUUCUCCCUUUCAAGGCCAUAACAGAUUCAGAGUCAACGCUUUCGAUCAAUCAACCUUCAAGUUCAAGUAAGCUAUAAAUAAGCAUGCAGUAGCUUCCAUAACUUCAAAGGCAGAUAGAUCUAGAUACUCUCUUUUUCUCUCCAGAAUGAGUAAGCGUAUCAGCGACGACGAUGAUGUGGGAAAGGAGAAGGAGGCAGCAGCAGACAAAAUUAGCAGCGGCCCUUCAUCGAACAGGGAACUGCCUUAUGUUGCUCACAAAGUUGGAGUGCCUCCCAAGCGAAGUAUCUUAAAGGAAUUCACUGCCGCCGUGAAGGAGACUUUUUUUGCCGAUCAACCGUUGCGAUCUUUCAAAGACCAAUCCAACACUAGGAAGUUUGUGCUCGGCAUCGAAGCCCUUUUUCCAAUUAUCAGAUGGUCUAGGGACUACAAUCUUACUAAACUCAGAGGUGACGUGAUUGCUGGACUUACUAUAGCAAGUCUUUGUAUUCCUCAGGAUAUUGGAUAUGCAAAGCUUGCUGGUCUGCCUGCGGAAAAUGGAUUAUACUCUAGUUUUGUACCACCUCUUAUUUAUGCGUUCAUGGGCAGCUCAAGGGAUAUUGCGAUUGGGCCGGUGGCUGUGGUGUCUCUGCUGCUUGGGACUAUGCUUCAGGACGAGGUUAACCCUAAAGAAGAUAACGGAUAUGAAUAUCGACGCCUUGCUUUCACUGCUACCUUCUUUGCAGGAGUUACACAGAUCACUUUAGGGUUUUUCAGAUUGGGUUUCUUGAUUGAUUUCCUCUCUCAUGCUGCCAUUAUUGGGUUUAUGGGUGGAGCUGCCAUUACAAUUGCCCUUCAACAACUUAAAGGAUUGCUUGGCAUCAAAGUAUUUACCAAGAAGAGUGACAUCGUUUCAGUCCUGCGUUCAGUCUUUUCCGCAGCACAUCAUGGGUGGAACUGGGAGACUAUACUUAUUGGAGUCUCAUUCUUGACCUUUCUUAUCAUCGCCAAGUACAUCGGAAAAGUAAAGAACAAGAAAUACUUUUGGGUGCCUGCAAUUGCACCUUUGAUCUCUGUCAUAGUUUCCACUUUUUUUGUGUUUAUUACCCGUGCAGAUAAGCAAGGUGUUGCAAUUGUGAAUCAUAUAAGAAAGGGUGUCAACCCACCUUCUGCUAAUGAAAUUUACUUCUCUGGAGAUCUUCUUGCUAAAGGCUUUAAGAUUGGUGUUGUGGCUGGCAUGAUAGCAUUGACAGAAGCUAUAGCAAUCGGAAGAACAUUUGCUGGUAUGAAGGACUAUCAGAUUGAUGGAAACAAAGAAAUGGUAGCAUUGGGAACAAUGAACAUUGUUGGCUCAAUGACAUCAUGCUACAUUGCUACCGGCUCCUUCUCUCGCUCUGCCGUAAACUACAUGUCUGGCUGCCACACUGCCGUCUCCAACAUUGUCAUGUCCUUCGUUGUCUUCCUCACCUUAAAAUUCAUCACGCCGCUGUUUAAGUACACUCCCAACGCCAUUCUUGCCUCCAUUAUUAUCUCCGCCGUCUUGGGAUUGAUCGACAUUAACGCAAUGAAAUUGAUAUGGAAGAUUGACAAACUGGAUUUUGUUGCAUGCAUGGGAGCAUUCUUUGGUGUCGUUUUCAUCUCCGUCGAGAUUGGUCUUUUAAUUGCAGUCUCCAUCUCCUUUGCUAAAAUUCUCUUACAAGUAACGAGGCCACGAACUGCUUUGCUGGGAAGGAUCCCUAGAACAAAGGUUUACAGAAACGUCCAGCAAUAUCCAGAAGCUAUUCAGAUUCCUGGUGUUCUCAUUGUUAGGGUUGACUCUGCAAUUUACUUCUCCAACUCCAACUAUGUCAAGGAGAGAAUUUUGAGAUGGGUGACGGAUGAAGAAGCACAGCUAAAGCAAAAGUGUCUACCCAAGAUCAACUACUUGGUUGUGGAAAUGUCACCUGUUAUUGAUAUUGACACUAGCGGGAUCCAUGCAUUGGAAGAACUAUAUAGGAGUCUUCAGAAGAGAGACAUUCAGCUUGCUUUAGCAAAUCCGGGCACACUGGUGAUUGACAAGAUUCAUGCAUCCGAGUUUCCCGAUCUAAUCGGGAAGGACAAGAUUUUUCUUUCAGUUGCAGAUGCCAUUCUUACACUUGCUUCGAACAACGAAAUUUGAUGUAUAUGUACAUUUGUGUAUGUGUGUUUCUUAAAUUUCAGUAGGAUGCAUCAUUUUCAAAGUCCUAUAUUUACAAAUAUCUUUUGUUUUUUUUUUUUUAUUUCUCUCCGACAUUAGGGUUUUCUUUACUUUUCUUCCUUUGUCAUCUCAAGUUCACGUUCCCUUCAAGAAAUGUAUAUCCAAUUGGUUUUUGUUAGAAAUAUUUCCUAUGGCUGUGUAAGUUGUGUA